GUCCACACGGCGCGUUGCGUUGCGUUGCGUCGUCGCAACGCAAAUAUUUUGACGCAUAGCCGGCCACACGGGCGCUGCAGCGUUACUAUGACGCAGUCAACGUUCCGUCGGCGCAGCGGCGACGCACAGUUGCGGCAAGUAUUUUGAAAAAAAUUCGCAGUCAGUCUAUAGCAAAUCAUGGAUCGGAAAAGACGUCUAGCAUUGCUCCUAUUACUACGUCACCGCCGAAAUCGACGCAAGAUCACAAGACGGUACUGGAUCAGUCCUUUCAUUUCAUUAAGAAAUCGUGAUGGACAGUUUUUUUUUUUAGAAUAUCGGGAGUUGCUAUUAGACGAAAAGAAGUUUUAUAAUUUUUUUAGAAUGAGUGUAUCCAGCUUCGAAUGUUUAUUGAAGUCCUUAGAACCACACAUACGAAAAAACUAUACUAAUAUGAGGAAUCCAGUGGAACCAGUAGAAAUGCUGGGAAUCACUUUAAGAUACCUAGGAAGUGGAAAUUCAAUAACUGAUUUACAUUUCAAAUUCAAACGGGGAAAAUCUACUAUUGCAUAUAUAAUACAAAGAGUUUGUCGUGCUAUAUGGACCAAUCUUCUUCGAGACAACAUCCCUGAACUGACAACUGAAAGUUUCCAAACAAUAGCGAGGGGUUUUGAUGUAAAGGCAAAUUUUCCUCAAUGUGUUGGUGCCAUCGACGGCAAACAUAUCCGCGUGUGUAAUCCUGCAAAUAGUGGCUCACUUUUUUUUAAUUAUAAAGCCUUUUUUUCGAUUGUGUUGCUAGCUAUUGUGGAUUCAAAUUACAAAUUCGUAUUUGUCGACAUCGGUGCAUACGGAAAAGAAUGCGAUUCAACCAUAUUACAAAAUUCUAAACUGUACGAGCUAAUGAUUAACAACAACUUACCACUACCUCAACCCCAGCCACUCUCUGGUAGCAAUAUACCAACCCCGUAUGUAUUUGUGGGUGACGAAGCUUUUGGACUGAGCAAACAUAUUAUGCGUCCAUAUGGCGGUCAAAAUCUCGACUUACAACAAAAGGUUUUCAAUUACCGUCUAAGCAGAGCCAGAAGAUAUGUCGAAUGCGCUUUUGGGAUUAUGGCUAACAAAUGGCGCAUUUUUCACAGACCGAUAGACGUGUCCUAUGACUUCGCUACUGACAUUAUAAAAGCAUGUUGUGUAUUACACAAUUUUGUCGCUGAUCGAGAUGGUUUUAGACAAAGAGAUAAAUUUGCUAUAAGUGUUGAUGAAUUUCUCCCAAUACAACCCGUACAUGAAGAACAGACAGCACCGAAUGUCAUAAGACAGCAAUAUGCGACCUAUUUUAUGACUAGAGGAACUCUGCCUUGGCAGCUAAAUAAGGUAUAA
Messenger RNA from Leptidea sinapis, 1356 nucleotides. RefSeq lists its product as uncharacterized. The transcript is spliced from 2 exons. Bases 178 to 1356 code for a protein of 392 amino acids. The record is from RefSeq and is a predicted model, not a curated record. Lineage: Eukaryota; Metazoa; Arthropoda; Insecta; Lepidoptera; Pieridae.